Molecule: messenger RNA, 513 nt
Organism: Fusarium graminearum PH-1
Lineage: Eukaryota; Fungi; Ascomycota; Sordariomycetes; Hypocreales; Nectriaceae
Exons: 3
Coding region: 85-297 (70 amino acids)
Source: RefSeq, a predicted model, not a curated record
UUCACAUCUACUGUAAUAUCUACUACAUCAAUUGAUUCGUCUACGUUGCAAAGACAAACAAACCCUGGCAUAAUAUCAUCCAAUAUGCAACCCAUCCUAAGAGCCAUGCCUGUCGAAAAGAUUGUCCCUCUUCUCUUGACAGUUGGCAGCGCCACAGUCGUUGUCGGUGGUGUUCGCACACAACUCAAGCCACAGACACAAUCACGAUCUUUUGAUAGAAGACUUGCCUCUUAUAGCACAGCACAAAGCGAAAAGACAAUGACAACCAUGAUUUAUAGCACUUGGCUAGAAGAUUAGACAACCAUCGGUCUAGAAAUGCAGGCGUUUCAGACCACAUCAACUUCACGACACAUAACGCAUAUUAACGAAGAAACAUACACAUAUUAAAAUACUUGCUGGCAAGAUCAACUUCUCAAGCAAGACAAGUACACUACAACUAUUAUACUACGGCCUGGAUUAGAUAAAGACACAUACACUAGCGAGCGAUAGAAUUUUGGGCAAGGAUCCCACUUA